Plasmodium vivax (malaria parasite P. vivax) is the source of this 6642-nucleotide messenger RNA. RefSeq lists its product as hypothetical. The coding region runs from base 1 to 6642 and encodes 2213 amino acids. Gene Ontology annotation, cellular component: nucleus. NCBI's taxonomy places the organism in Eukaryota, Apicomplexa, Aconoidasida, Haemosporida, Plasmodiidae. The transcript has 6 exons. The record is from RefSeq and is a predicted model, not a curated record. Gene Ontology annotation, molecular function: protein binding; nucleic acid binding.
AUGAUCAACCUGCAGGUGCACCAGCUGCGCAGCCCCAGCGAGGCGGACCACUGCGCGUGCGGCAACCUGCUGCGCGAAAAGAGCCUAGAGUUUGUUCUCGUGAAAAAUAAAAACCUGAGCAUAUACAGCUACCAACGGAAAAGAAAAAAAAUCCUUCUGCUGUAUGAGACAAAGCUAAACGCACCAGUGGUGAAGCUCAUAAUAUUGAAGGACGUUUUUCUGCGCAAAAACAAGGAGCGCAUUAGUGGUGUCCUGCUGGUAUAUAAGGGGAUUCACUUUAUCCUUUACAGAUUUACAAGCCGAUUGAAUACCCUCGUCGUUGUGUUAAAACAUAGCUUUUUAAAAAAGGCAAAUUUCCAGCCGCUUUUUUACUCCUUGCCAAUUGCUGUUAACUACGUGCACAGAUAUGAUAAGGGGGGAGGCAGCGCCGCGGGCAGGACCAUCCGCAUCGGCGGGAGGAAGCCCGUCACGGGCCUCACCAGGAGAAGGAGAUUCAGACUGGCCGCCAAGCGGUUAAAGGGGGGGGUGCCAGCACUGCACCGAGGAAUACACCCUGCACUUCACCCUGCACUUCACUCUGCACUUCACCCUGCACUUCGCCCUGCACUUCACCCCGCACUUCACCAAGAAGGGGAACCCCCCGAGCAAGAAGUGCCCACGAAAAAGCGAAGGGGAAAAGGCCGAAGGAGGAGGGCCACUCCGGUUGGAGAGUCUAGGGAGCCCCCCCAAUCGGAGCUGAACUUACAAAGCGGUGCUGACGACGAUGUUUAUGUGGAUCUUUACGGCGAGAGGGGGGGAAGUGCCAAUCUGGACGAGUCCUUUUGGCUAGAUGGGCUCUCUCCAGAGGGAAUCACCACUGGGAGUGCCAAUCGGCAGCCCCCCCGAAACGCGGAGGACGGGCAGAGCAAAACGAAGAAGCGCAUUUCCAACUUCUGCGAAUUUGCUGUGGCCUUCACGAACGAUUUCAAAACGAUUUACAUCCUCUUUUACUCGUCGAGGAGGAGAAGCCAAAAGGGUCUGGACCCCACCUGUGCUGGCGAGCUCAGGACGACCCGAUUCGGGAAGGGCCUCCACCUGUUUAACGUCGUCAGAGUCAGCCUGCAGGACCUCUACAGGCACUUCAUUUUCAUCAAGAAGAUUUUUUUCCACGGCGGCAACAUCCACGUGCUGCUGCAGAACGAGCCGAUCAACGUGGGGCACGCCGCGCUGGAAGAACCGAGCCUGAAGCUCCUAAUUCUGCGGCAGGAGGACAACCAAUUUGACGCGAACAAGCUGACGAAGGGGGUGCCGAACGACACGAUAGACCUCCUGCGGGUGAAGGAGCUGCUGAUUUGUCUCGGCCAGGACUACCUAUACGUAGUGAAUUUGAAGAAAAACCAAAAGGAGAGUAGCAGCAACCUGUGGCACAGGAGGGGGAAGCUCUUUAUCCUUUCCCGGAGGUGCAUCAUCGAAGGGACCCUGUCCAGUGACCGCAACAACUUGGUGAAGCUCCUCAAGUGGAGGAAGGUCCACACGUUCAAAUACGAUUUAGCCAAGUCCUCCGUUUGCUGCUUUGGAGGCAGGGUCCACUUCCUGUGCUGCUACAAUGGGCUCUGCGGCAGGGCAGACGUGGACUUGCUCGUGAGGAGGGUAAAACCGAACGACAACUUCCUAAUGGACCUCCUGACCUACCUAAACAGAAACCCAUCAGUUAAUGAGCACACCAAGGGACUCAACCACAGCAAAUAUAACUUCUUAUUUCAAAAGCAUAAGAAAAAGGUGAGCAUUUUGGAGGGCAAUUUUUCCUUUAUAAAUGCCCAAGGGGGGGUCGAGUACGUGCCGCCUCUCUUCAUCCUCAGGAGAAGGAAGAAGCGGAGAGAAAAAGGAGGAGCCCCCCUCCGAAUAGGAAGUACAACCAACAGAAAGGCAAUAACCCGAGUGGCCAAAAUCCCAGCCAAGGGAAUGAUCACCGAUUUGAUUAAGUCCAAGGAGGAACCCAGCCUAGUCCACAACAGCAGCUACUUCGCCCUUAUAGGGUGUAAACAACAUAGCAGUGUAGAAAAAAUCUUUUUUAAAGUUCCUUUCAGCAUUUUGCUAAGCAUAUCCUUUGCAGGGGCGUCACUAAAGGGUGUGUGUGCCAGUGAAGGCGGAAGGAGGGGUCGACUCUCUCAAUAUGUUAUGAUUAACCUGGAAGGAGGGAAACCCCAGCAGGGUGCUGAAGGGGGAACCAAGAAUGGUUCCAAUGAUGGGAGAAGCUACGGCGAUGGAGGAGGCAGUGGACCCCUAAGGAGAAGCCUCCUCCUGUGCGUAGACGGAGUUAACACAUGGAGACAAAGGAAAGGGGCCCCCCCAAAAGGGACUCCUUUGAGUGAGAAGGGGGAAGGAUUAGUAGUCGAUCCCACAAGCAGCACGUCCCCCCAAUCGAAAGAAGGCAACCCGCUGCUGAAGGGAACUCUCCUCAGCAAUCGUCGCGGCAAAGUUAUCUACACCCUAAGGGGGGACGGAGCACCAGGGGAGCCAUCCGACCAGGUGGGGUUAUCCUCCCCGGUGGAGCUAUCUGCCCCUGUGGAGCUAUCCUCCCAGGUGGAGUUCCCCCCGACGGGUACCGCCAAGGUGGACGCCUUCCUCGCCUUUUUCAAAUUAUUCCCCUUUGUUCAUUUCAGCAGCGGGGAUGUGGAAAGGUACCUGGAGGGGAAGUUCAAGGGGGAUAGAGAAUCGGAGGGCGAACCGGAUAGCAAAUCGGAUAGCAAAUCGGAGGGCAAACCGGAGAGCAUAUCAAAUGGAGGGACUGCCGCCGAAAUGGAGUUAAAGCAAAAGUGCGCCCACUUCUUCCUGGUGGAGAGGAAAAAGAGCACCCACCUAAGGAUGGACGGAACUUGCGUAGCUUUGCUAAGGUUUAAGAGGUUACUCCUGCAGGUUUGCCGCAACCAAAUCAACGUGUGUCUAUACGCCAACACGUGCAUAUUGCUUCGGCACAUUUGUGUGGAGGACGCGGUGGUGGAGUGCAAGCUGGUGAGUAGGUUUUUAAUCCUUCGGCAUGAAAGCGGUAGCUGCUCGGUGUACUCCUUCCACGAGGAUGCAGUGGCAGAUCUGUUGCUGCGGGUGGAGGGAGUGACGUCGCUGCUUAACAUGUGCGUUUUGCGCUGUCUAGAUGUGGGCAAUCGGGAGGAGGAGAUUAACCUCCUCCGGUUUGCAGCCUUGGUGAGGGGGAGAGCACCUUCCCAAUGGAGUUACACCAUAGGGGCGGCGGAGGAGGAUACCGAGAGGGAGACUGUGACGGAGGCGGAGACGGAAGACCUGCUCUCCCUUUUUCAAACCAAAACGCCAGAUUCCUUUUGCGAAGUUAUUAACAGGAUGGGAGGCCAGUGUUUAGGGGAAAUCAUCUCCUUGCACACCCAGCUGAGCAACGUCCACUGCAUCUCCACCGUUCGGAGGGGGACCCAGAGCCUCCUCGCCUUCCUGUAUGACGCGAACUGUAGCCUCUGCAUUUUCCACCUGGAGAGGAGGCGCACCCUGUUUCGCAGCAACGCGCUGUUGGCGGUGCCCAAGUAUGUGUACAACGCGGGGGGGGAGAAGCGGGAGAAAGGAGCAAAGCGGGAGGAACGAGCGAAGCACACGAAGCGCAUGAACAUCGCUGCUGCUGAGGGAGAGGCGCCCCCAGGGGAACUGACCCUAGAGGCGCACAAACUCGAAGAGGUGAUAAACGUGCUGCUCUUCCCACUGGGCCCCAACUACAUCCUAACCGUUUUCCUAACGGGCAGACCCAUCCUGAUUUACAAAAGCAUUCGCCAAGUGAGAAGCAUCAGCAGAUUGAAAUUCCAGGUGGUCCCGCACAGGUACACGCAGCCGUUGCUCAGUAACGUGCACUAUGUAAAAUCCCCCAGUGGUGAAGACGUCCGAGUCGUCACCGUUUCGCGAGACAGGGCAGAGCCGAACAACGGUUUCGUCCUCUACGUCGAUGGAGGGAAGAUCGAUGGAAGGAAGAGGGGGGGGAGAACAAAAGAGGAGAAGGCAACACUUCAAAUGAAAAAGAAGAAAAAAAAACCAUCGAAGUGCAUAGUGGGUUAUCCCCAUGUGGACCUAUCCAGGGUGGACCUAAGUCACGUGAGUGGUAGUGAGGCAGAGCAGCUUUACCAGAAGGUCCGGGCCUACGACGCGGCCUUCCCUCCGCUACUCCUCUCCAAUUGUAGGGGGAAGCUGUUCAUUCACCGCUUCGAUGGGGGGGGCGAAGUGGCAGCGGAGGGGAGCGGCCCACCAGAGGGGAGCGGCCCACCAAAGGAGAGCGGCCCACCAGAGGAGAGCGGCCCACCAGAGGAGAGACAACCCAAGAGCAUCGUCCAAAUUGACCGCAAUGCAUUCCUCCGGGUUGAUGCAGCGGGCCUUCACAUCGUCAGCCUUGGGGAGGGAGGAAACGUGUGUGCGGGGGGGCCCCACCAGGUUGGCCGCAAUGAAAGAGAUGGCCGUAGUGACCCCCACCAGCAUCACCAGAGCGAAUGGCGGCUAAAUCGCGACGUCGCGCGAACGCUAGGUGAGGCCUCCCCCCCCCUGGAGGUGACUUGCCUCCACAGCAGCGUCGACGCGGUGCAAGUGCACAAGGAGCUGCUCCUUCUAAGGAGCCCCCCCCCGAACGAGCUCUGCUUCAACGACGACUUCGUUUCGAAGCUGCUUCUGUCCUACCCGUACGUUAGCAAAAUUGCUGUUUCGCAGUUUGAGUACGUGCUGAGGAGGGGCAAGGGGGGAGAAAAAAGAGGCGAAAAAAGAGGCAAAAAAAAAGGUGAAAAAAAAGGCGAAAAGGAGGGCCAAACAGGAGACAAACAAACGGGCUUGGUGGAGGGCGAAAAUGAGGACAAACAAACUGGCGAAGUGGAUUGGCCCCCCGCCCACGGAGCCACCCGCGGAAAGGUCAUCUGCGCCGUCGUGCGAGUCAAGUACGACGAGUACCACUGCCUGAAGAAGCUCCAAAAAAGGAGGCUAAAUCUGCAAAAGGACGAGCUCCGCAGCAACGUCGCCUAUGCGGGGGAGGAGGUGCAGUGCGUGCCCAACGUCCACCUGCAAGACAGCAUUAACAACCAGUACACGCACAAGCUGAACCGCUUCCUCCGCGGUGACGAUGAAGAGGUUGCCCGGAGGAACGACGAGGGGGACGCAACCAUAAGGAACGGCGAGGAGGUUGCCCGGAGGAACGACGAAGAGGUUGCCAGGCGGAACAGCAAACCCAUUUCCUCUGCGAAGACGCAUGCCAAGUUUAGCAAGCUGCUGCUCCUCCACGAGGGUAGCCAGAAGCGCGCCUACGGGUACUACACCUUUGAGCACAGUGAGGAGGUCCACUGCGUUUCGUUCGGGUGCCUGCAGGGGAGGGAGUACAUUUACGUGGGCACCAGCUUGAACAUUGGCGAGCGGGUCGAAACGCAGGGCAACAUCUACGUGUUUGAUUUGGGCGGCGUAUUCGCGCGCGCGGGGGGCGGCGAAAAAGGGGGAAACGUAGGAGUGGGCGUGGGCGGAAGCGUAAACGGAGGCGUAGACGUAAACGGAUUAGCGGAGCCGCCCCGCAGCGGGACGCGCCGAACGGGGAAGCUCCCCCUGUACAUGAAAAAAACGUACAACAGCUCCGUGACGCAGAUCCACCCCUUCUACGUGCACAGCGAGGGGUUCCCUUGCGGGGGGCUGGGCAGCGCCCUGCAAAGCCUCAUCCGGAGUGCUGGCGGAGAGGUAAAGUACUGCGGCAAGUACUGCGGAAAGUACAGCGGGAGGAGCCAGCCCGGGGAACUGCCCCCAGGAGAGGAGGAACAACCCCCCUAUGCCCAUGAGAGAAGCACCCCCUCAGGGAGAGCCAACCAGAAGAGUAGCCCAGUCGACCAGAACGUACACUGUAACAUCCUCCACUGCAUUAACUCAAAACUGUUCAUCCACGAGGUGCGCGAAAACGACUUCACCAAAGGAGCCUUCCUAGACAGUAACCUCUUCAUAAGUGACAUCAAGGUGAUGAAGAAUUUUCUAAUCGUAGCGGAUCUAUACAAAGGCAUAUUCAUUAAUAUGUUUAAUUAUGAGCAACAGCAUGACAGUAGAAGCAUCAUACCCAUAGCCAAACCUUUUUUUUGUGCCAAUUUGAACAUCCUCUGUUGCCACCACAUCGUUUUGGAUCACCUCAUUUGCAUCAUCGCCAUGGACCUUUUCAAUAAUUUUUUUAUUUUUUCAUUCCGCACUCCUCAAGCUGUAGAAACUUUGUACUUAUUUACCCUUUUCAAUUUUAACAGAAGAAUUCUUAAAUAUGUAGAUGCUGUGCAUCCCCAUCGGAGAUCCAAUUCUGCUGUGUCCAUUUCGAACGACGGCUCCGUACACCUGUUUCAUCCCCUUACCGGCAGAUCGUUUGACUUUUUCAGGGGGACUUACAACGUCGUCAGGGCGUCUCUCUUCCCCCACUUGGCCCUCAACGCACACGCGGAUUUGACCCCGGAUGUUUUCACCCAGGCCGCCAGACUCAACCUCCACAGGCGGACCGACUCCUUCUCCAUCAAACACGUCCUCUUCGACGAUAUGCUACGGCAACUCCCCUUUUACUCCGCCGAGGUCCUCCACGAGUUAUUCUUCAAGCGGGCCAACCUCCUGGAGCACAUAACGAUGGGGGAACUCCUAAUCGAGCUGAGUUCCUUGAACGAGCGGUAG